Messenger RNA from Stylophora pistillata, 8317 nucleotides. Its product is annotated as polycystin-1-like protein 2. Gene Ontology annotation, biological process: detection of mechanical stimulus. Gene Ontology annotation, cellular component: membrane. The record is from RefSeq and is a predicted model, not a curated record. Lineage: Eukaryota; Metazoa; Cnidaria; Anthozoa; Scleractinia; Pocilloporidae. Gene Ontology annotation, molecular function: calcium channel activity; calcium ion binding; protein binding.
ACCAAUCACAAUUCACUAAUUUUGCCCCUUAUAUGAUAAUUAAACUGAAGAGGCUAGAUCACGUCUGUUGUUGGCCUGACCUAGAAUAAAGUUUACUAUGGAACCAAAACGCUGUCUCGUCCUUGACGUCCGUACAAGCUCGCUCGAAGUAGAUCCCCGUGUGCCAGGAAAUCGUGACGAGUUUCUGUUCUCGCUGCCAAGUGGUCUCUACCGAGUUAAUUUUCCCCAGUUAUUGUUGUGCCGACCGCGAAGGUUUAGUUUCCCAGUUUGGGCCGCGAAAUUUAUCGUCACACAAGGAAGAACAAAAGUGCAUUCGAUUUUAACGUGGCAAUCGGAACAUGCAUAGCGGUAUGAUAGAUCUGGAAAUGGCUGUUACAGGCAUGAUAGUAGUCUAAGUGGUUCUGAAGGUGGCGCUGAAGAUUCCGCGGUUUUGUGCACAAAAGCAGGUAACUGGACAUCUUCUGUCGAAGGCUUGAUGUGGAAUGUACCAAACUUAAAAAAAUUUCAUCCGAACCUCCACAAUUAGCUUCCUAAGUCAAAUUUCGAAAAAGACUAGUUUUAACAAUUUUUAUUAACAUCUUCUUUUUUCUACUAAAUGUUUUGAAGAUCUUUUUUUUUUUCUACUAAAUUUUGUGAAGUGACUUGUCCUCGUGAGCCUCUAAGCCUUAUUAUAAUUUCCUUUUCAUACAUGAAACGCCCUGGUGACGAGAGAGACCACCGGCUGCUUUUCCCGCCAUUUUCUCGCGUAAGCCGUUUGCCUCAUAUAUAGCUGACGAAGUCGUGUGAGGAAUAAACACUUUGGACGAGAUUUCCCACGAAUUAUCGUGCCUGAGUGAAAGCUUCUUAGAGGUUCUUAAGAGAAAACCUGAACGAUGCACUGCCCCACUACGCGAGCUUUAUCCACCGCUGUAUACUUUGGGUCGCUCGAGUUCAUGGCAUGAGAUGGUGUUGACGAGAGUGCUAUGUUGAGUACGCAGAUGCAAAGCAUGGAGAAGUUGUUGAUCAUAGUUGUUUUUAUUUUGCUCAUUGUGCAAGAAACAUGUGUGACAGGAGAAACCAAAGGGCUCAGAGUUGUGAACAGAAGCCAAACCUCAAUCACAGUCAGUUGGAACCCCAUGGAGUCUGUGUCAGGAUAUACUAUAAAAUAUGACAAAAUUAACAAUCCUGAAUACAUAAUCGUACGAUCUGAAACUACAUUUGAAAUAACUGGACUUGAGAUCAACACUAUCUACAAAAUUCAGGUUGGUGGAUUAAAAGAUGUUGAUGGGGAGGAAAAACCUGAGUCAUAUAGCAGUAUACUGGAAGCCAGGACAUUGUCAAAUGAUCUUUGUGAUUCCAGUCCAUGUCAAAAUGGAGGAACAUGUCAAGAUGGUGGUCCGCCAUCUAGUGAAUCAUCCCUUCCAAUGUACUGUCAAUGUGCUGAAAAAUUUAGUGGUCGAUUCUGUGCUGUGCCUAAAGAUAGUGCAGAUUGUCAGACUGCACUUGGGAUGGAAAAUUAUGGAAUACCCAAUGAACGAGUGCAAGCAUCUUCGGAAUGGAAGUUCGAUAAAGCUAUUCACGGAAGACUUCAUUUCCAAUCACGUUCAGGAAAUCAAGGAGCAUGGUCUGCCAAAACUAAAGAUGCAAAUCAGUGGCUUCAAAUUGAUCUGGGAAGUGUGUUCACCAAGGUUACUGGUGUUGCAACUCAAGGAAGAUACAUGUAUGACCAGUGGGUGACAAAGUACAAGGUACAGUUCAGUAACGGUGGCUCUACCUUCACCAACUACAAAGAACCUGGGCAAGCUGCAGACAAGGUUUUUGAUGGAAACACUGAUCAAAACACAGUUGUCAAACAUUUCCUCCACGCACCAUUUAGGGCUCGUUACAUCCGUUUUCAACCAGUGACUUAUUAUGAGCGCAUCUCAAUGCGAGUGGAGUUGUAUGGUUGCUCAGACUUCGUAUGCCAAAGCCCAGAUGUGAUCCUGCCAAAUAUCUCACCAAAUGCAUCUUCAAACAUAAGCAUUCACAGAUUGAGACAGUUUACAAUACAAUCUGAUGUCAAAUUCAAUUGUAACAUAUAUUACAAAGCUUCGUUCCUCUGGCGUAUUUACCAACUGGGCAAAGAAGAAACACUAUUACUUUCAAGAAAUAGCUUCUCAGAAUUGCAGAUAACACCACACUUGUUGCCAGUUGGUGAAUUUUUGGUUCGACUCAAUGUCAGCCUGAUAGGAACAGCAGUGUUUGGGGUAGGUCAUGGUUAUUUCAAGGUGGAGAGAAGCCCUUUAGUUGCAUUCAUUGCUGGAGGAAAUAAGGUGGCGAAAGGACUGGACAGAACAUUGAUUUUUGAUGCAUCCCUAUCAUAUGAUCCUGAUGAGAAAAGUCUGCGAUUUUCAGGCCUCAAUUUUACAUGGCAGUGCAAAGAGUCACCUCGGCAUCUUAAUAACUCAGAUGAACCAGGAUGUCACUAUAGGGCUGAUGAUAAAGAAACUGUUGGAUAUGAACUUAGAAUCAACAACAGUCUUCUGGCGGAAAAUACCUCAUACUUUAUAACAGUACAGGUUACAAAGCAUGAGAGGCAAGCUGUGUACACCCAGGAAGUGUUUAUAGUUCCUGGUGACCCACCAGAAGUGCAAAUCAGGUGUGUUGAAAACUGCGCUGCCAAACUAAACCCAUCUGGGAUAAUGGCGUUACAGGGCAUGUGUACAGGUGCCUCGUGUCAUGGAAACCUUAUCUUCGAGUGGACAGCUUUGAAAGACUUGAAUAACUCUUCAAAGAGUUCUCAUUGGGCUGAGAUUUCACACAUACAAGAGUUGAUAAGUACUAGGGUGUCAUCAAAAUCUUUCGUCACUAGGCCUGAAGUGCUGACACCCGAUACCAGGUAUAAGUUCAUACUGACUGCACAACGACCUGGUGGAAACCGCGGGUUUUCCGAAUACCACGUCACCUCAAACAGCCCGCCUGUUGGAGGAGUAUGCAACGUGAGCCAAACAUCAGGAGUCACUCUAAUUACAGAAUUUACUUUUGCUUGUAAUAAUUGGCAGGAUCCAGACCUUCAGUUGCAGUAUGAAUUUAUUUACCUCAUUGAUGACAAUAUUUUUAAUGUGGCAUACAAAGGCGUAAAAAAAAGCUUGACAACCAAACUUCCUGCUGGAGGGAGGAAAAAUAACUUUACCAUCGACUUUCGAGUGCGAGUGGCUGACAUUUUGGGCGCAUAUACUGAAGUGAGGACACCUGUACAGGUUUCUGAGCCCACCUUUGAGCCGAAAGACCUUGUCGAUAUGGUCGCCAGCCUCACUUCUAGAGAUGAAAGUGAACUGAAUUCCUUGAUCAAGUCAGGUGAUGUGUCGCGUGCUGCACAAUUGGCUACAGCGGUCCUUUCGGUCGUUGAUGUUGUUACCCAAGCAGAAUCUGCAGAAAGUCAGGUGCAGGAGCUUAAAGAGAAAAAAAUUAUGAUGAAAUCAAACAUCAUACAACAGCUAUCUGCUGUCCCAGUAGAUACUGUCGUUAGAGUCCAGCAGGUAUCGUAUGUGAUUGCCUCUGCCAGCUCGGUCAUCGGCGAGAUUACCGUUGAAGCACAGAAAGCUGCAACAGAAGCGCUUGAAAAGAUGACUGUGGUAUUGAAGACGGAGAGUACAGCCGGGCAAAGUUACGACACACUAUUUGAUGGUGCCAAGAGUCUUGUAACUGGUCUCGGAAGCAUGCUUAGGGUAACUUCACACGAAGCUAGUGUGGACGAUGCUGCGUCGAAAGAAGAGUCUCGACUCAAAGCAAGCUUUAUAACUGCAUAUGAAGGACGCUUGCCCAAGAGCCAAAGGAGAAAUCUCAAAUCGAGAAUUUCUUUGUCGGAUGUAUUGACCAGAACCAAAAGGGACGGUGCUGACCUACGUCUUCAGGCUCGUGUCAAAGUUGAAACUCUGCUUCAUUCUUUAGAGGAGGUCGGAAGUACCAUCCUGUCCCGAACUCUCGUUGGCGAGGAGCCGAAGGUGCUUCCGGCCCAAGCAAUGUCUCUACUGUUGUUACGACAGGAGCCUAAUUUAGUCGCUGGAACAGUUUUGUCAAACAAAGGAAACAGUUUUCGACUUCCUCCGGUAUCCAAAUUGUUUGACAAUUCUACCCAGUUUUUAGAUAGCCAGAUGGUAACGACAGACUUCAUUCCAUUCUCAUGGGAUCCGUCAGGCGCAAGAGUGACAACUGCUGUUUCAAGCCUUGAGCUUAAAAACAGUUCUGGGCAUCUUUUGAAUACAACAGAACUGAUAGCACCGAUUACUUUAAGACUUCAGAGCCACCAGAAAUUCACAAACGCUUCUCAGUUUCAUUACGUUGGAUCCAACAGAACUGUUUUCUACAAGGUAAAUGUCAAUCAAUCAGGCAUGGCCUUGUUGUUAAACAUUCGUCCAGAAAGCAACAAGACAGAGUUUGUGGUAACCGUAAAGUACGGAGAGCGGCCAUCGCCAAGUAAUAGCGACUUGAAUUUAACAUUACCUGACCUUUCAUCUUGCAAUAAAGUACCAGAUGGUUAUGUUAACUGUUCAAGUAAUCCAUAUGUAGUCUUUGUCAACCAGGAUUUUGUUGAGAACAAAGGGUUUGGCUACUACUUCUUCGGGCUAAGAGCCGUGUCAAGAAUUUCACGGGUUAAGCGCUGUUCAGGUCACGGCCGGUCGAAGCGGUCAUGUGUACAGUACAAGGAACCCCCAACCAUGGGUCCAAGUUACAGUGUACCUCAAUACCGUGUAGGAGAUGAAAACUACACCAUUCAGGUGAUGCCAGCUGCCUGCCUGUUCUGGAACGCAGAGUUAUCAAAGUGGACUUCAGAAGGGUGCCAGGUAGCCGAAAUGACGACUCAAGAUGCCAUUUAUUGCUCCUGUAAUCACUUGAGUUCUUUUGGGGGUCAGUUAUUUGUCACCCCGAAUCCAUUGGAUUUUGAUAAAGUGUUCAUUGAACUCACUCGCCUACCUGAUAGUGGAAACAUAGCUGUUAUAUUAGCAGUGUCCUGUGUAUUCGGUUUAUACCUAUCGUUGUUGUUGUGGGCGCGAAAGAAUGACAAACUUGAUAACUUGAAGGUGGGGGAGAAAGCAUUCGUAGGAGUUCCCUCAGAAGGGUCUCACUUCAUCGAGGUUCAAGUAUCAACGGGCAUUUGGCGAAAUUCCGGCACCACUGCUAACGUUUUUGUUAUACUGGAGGGAGAGAUAGGCACCAGCCGACCUUACCAUUUGAAAGACGAUUCGUCUAUCCCCUUUGCAAGGGGAAGCAUCAUUUCCUUUAUCCUUGCGAUUCAUGACAGUAUUGGCCCCAUAAGAACUGUGCGCGUAUGGCAUGACAACUCGGGAAACAGUCCAUCGUGGUUUUUGAACCAUAUCAAGGUUUGCGAAUUGACCAAUAAGAAGCAAUGGAACUUUGUGUGUUUUGCGUGGCUGGCUGUUGAUAGAGGUGAUGGAUUAAUAGACCGCACACUUCGUGGUACUUCAACUGUCGACAAAGGAAUUGAUUUUGCAGUUUAUGUUCAGAACAGAAUUGCUGGUGAAUUUAGUGAUUCACAUUUAUGGUUUUCUGUCGCAACAAGACCUCCAAGGUAUCGAUUUACUCGCGCUCAACGUUUAUCUUGCUGUCUGUCUCUAUUACUGACUACCAUGUUAGCCAGUGCCAUGUUUUACGAACGUGAAACAGCAAUGGACGAUAAUCAAGGAUCGCUAAGGUUGGGCCGUUUUGUUGUAAACUUCAGAGAGUUUAUCAUUGCAGUGCAGAGUCUUAUGGUUGUACUUCCUGUCAAUAUUUUGACCGUGGCACUUUUUACUCAUACCCGUUCCUCAAACGAGAAUAAGGAAAUGGCUCUCCAAAGUAAUUCACACAAGAAACUCGCCAGGAAAAGUGACAUUUCUUUUCCACACUGGUUUAUUUUCGUUCCUUGGCUCUUGUGUUUCCUCCUCUCGACAUGUACGGCCUCUUUUGUUGUCUUCUACAGUCUGCAGUGGGGUGCAGAUAAAAGUGAGCAGUGGUUGGUUUCGGUAGCAAUGUCAGUUGUGUUGGACAUAUUUGUAUCGAAACCUGUUCAAAUCAUAGUUGUUGCCUUUAUGCUAUCUCACAUUUGCAAAGGGGGAAUUCAAAGGUUUACUCGACAACCAUAUCACGCCGACGCAAUCGUUGAUGUCGAAGAUAUUAAAUUAAGUUGGUUAGGUAAUGAAGAUACAGACGAGGAAGAAAUUGAAAUACCAAAGCCCUUAAGCAAGAGGCAGUUACGUCGCGCAAGGAUCGCUCGAAUGAGGGAGGUGUACAUGUAUACUGCCCUUCGGAAUAUAGUAUCGUACAUGCUGUACUUGUUAAUUCUAUUUAUUGUUUGUUACGGUGGACGUAGCCAACAUGGGUACCUGAUGACAUCGACCUUGAAAACUACGUUUGGAAAACUUGAUUCGAUAACAAAUUACUUCAAGACGUGGGACUGGGCACGUGACGUUUUGGUACCAGGGCUUUUUGACGAUGGAAAAAACCUCAUACUGAAUAGUCACAGUCUUUACAUUGGAAGUGGCGACGCUGUUCUCGUUGGGAUGCCUCGCUUUAGACAGCUACGAGUCAAAGAAGGUUCUUGUGAUGUCAGCAUUGAGGAGUUAAAACCUCCUUUCAACUCCUGCGUGGCUACAUAUACAUCCAAUAACGAGGACAAAAGCAGUUUUCAUCGAACGAGAUGGGACCAAUUUUCUUCAUCCAGGAAUGAUUCAUUAAACAUUCUUUAUCAGAUCUGUCCCACUGCUUGGCAUUAUUCGUCGGCCGAGCGAACUCAAAGUCUUCCUCUAUGGGGAAAACUUCAUUUGUCAAACUUUUAUGGUGAAGGAGGCUACCUGGCCGAGUUGGGCUAUGAUAAAGCUACAGCACUGAAAGUCAUAUCUGAACUAAAACUGUUUGACUGGAUUGAUAGGUUUACCAGUGCCAUAAUUGUCGAGUUUACCGUUUUUAACUCUCAAGUAAAUUUGUUCGGCGUGAUCUGGAUCCCAAUUGAGUUUUCACCAAGUGGUCACGUGGUAUCUGAUCCUGUGAUUCGUGGCAUUCAUGUAUACGAAAUUGGUGGAGGCUACAGUGCUGUUACUGUAGUCUGUCAGUUGUUAUUAGUUGUGUAUAUUAUAUACUUCGUUGUCAAGGAAACGUCGAAAAUGAUUGCGGGUGUUCGAAUGUACUUUGCACAGUUUCUAAACUGGGUUGAACUGACGCAGACUUUAACAGUCAUUGGUUUUGUUGUCACCCACAUUUUUAAACAAGCGGAGCUUUUCUACAACACAGAAAAACUCAGAAACAAUACAUUUCAGUUCAUCAGUUUUGAUAAAGGAGCUUUUCUAGAGGACUUAGAAACGGUAUUAAUAUCGUUACUGAUGUUCUUGAACACUCUGAAGUUACUGUAUUUGCUCAAAUUCAACCCUCACGUGAGGCAUUUAUUUUACGUAAUGAAGGGAUCAGCUCGUGAACUUGUUAACUGCUCGGUUGCAUUCACUCUGUUCAUGUUUGCAUGUAUCCAUGUAGGAUAUUUUCUGUUUGGAAGUGAACUUUACCCCUUUUCUUCGCCAGUCAUCACUCUACAGUCUCUUCUAGUCGAAGGAGUCCUCGGUGGCAGAUUUGACUAUUUUAACGAUUGCUGUACAGUCACUGGUCCUGUUUACGUCACGGCGUUAAAAUUGGGACUGAACCUCAUUUUCAUCAAUGUUUUCGUUUCAGUUCUUGUCUACAAUUACGGCAAUAUCAGAGACCUCACCAGAGGAAAAUUCAAUCUUGGAAACUUCAUUAUCGUAAAAAUAAAGGAACUGAUGGGUUUUGGGGUUCACAGUUCAGCGAUGGAUGCAGACAGUUCGUGUGAUCCUAACACGAAGAACGAGGAGAAUGCACUUCCUGAAGUAGAUGAGAUAUUAACGAAGUUGGAUCGAAUCAAUCACCAUUUAAAUGUCUUGUAUGCUGACGAAUUUGGUGAAGACCUUGACAUGUUUUCUUUGUGGUUUGAUCUUCACAUGCAACGCUUAGAAGCUAAGGACACACAAAGGAAUGAGAAUGAUGCAGAGAAAGAUUUAGAGGAUGCAUAAGAAUACUGCAGCCUCGCGUAGUAACUGGUGUUACUGUUCACCCACCUCCAUCACUGAUUGUAGAGUGAGAACUACCACACGAACUUACGAUUGCUUAUUGGUAAAAUAAUUAAGCUGUUGUAUUCUUGAAGCAGAAGUAUUUAUCGCACUGUUAACCACUUCAGUGAUUAUUAUUCCCCUUGAUGAUUUUUAAAAGAACUGCUGUAAUUUGUGUUUACUUCAGCUUUAGUUUCACUAUUUUGAAAAGGUUUCAUUAUUAAAGUUGAAUGGAUUUUAUUGUUCAA